Molecule: messenger RNA, 1545 nt
Organism: Halichondria panicea
Lineage: Eukaryota; Metazoa; Porifera; Demospongiae; Suberitida; Halichondriidae
Exons: 1
Coding region: 95-1261 (388 amino acids)
Source: RefSeq, a predicted model, not a curated record
UCAGUCGAUCUUCAUACCUUUUCAUAACCCUUUGACAGUUUUCAUAUCGUGGGUGAAUCUUGACUUAGGUAUUGAGACAUGCUUUUAUGAAAGAAUGAACUCUCAAGCAAAAGUGCUCCUUCAAAUGGUCUUUCCUGCUUACCUGUUUCUUCUGAUGUUCUUAAUAAUCAUUUUAAGCAAGUACUCUGACUCAUUUGCAAAGCUCCUUUCCAACAGGAACCCAGUUGCUGCCCUAGGCACACUCGUCCUACUCUCUUAUUCCAAACUCUUGCGGUUUAUCAUUGCUGCACUGCAAUACAGGGUCUUGGACUAUCCUGAGGGUGCAACCAAGGUAUUGGAUUUUCCCAACAAUUCAAAUGAUAUAGUUUGGUUGUAUGACGGCAAUGUGCAAUAUUUCACUCCUGGUCACGUCCCUCGGUUUGUUUUUGCCGCCAUAAUCCUCAUUUCUGGUAUAUUGUUCACUGUAGUGCUCUUCUUUGGACAAUGGUUUCCUCGCUGUUCAAAAUGGAAGCUCAUGAAAUGGACUAAGAACACAUACUACAAUGGCUUCAUGGAUGCAUACCAUGCUCCAUUCACUCCCAAGCAUCGCUACUGGGUGGGACUGCUCCUAUUUUCUUUGAUCGCUCAUAACCUAAUAACAGCCUUUUUGGCUUUGGACACUUCUCUCCCCGUACUAUCAGCUGGAUCUAUAACUGUUGGACUGAUUGUUUUCAAAUCGCAGAAUUAUCCAGUGUACAAAAUACGAUUCAAUGAUUUACUGGAAACACUCUUUUUCCUCAAUCUUGCAAUUCUAGCGUAUGGCACCCUCUACAUAGGAAAUAUCAAUGAGAGUCAAGUCAUAAUAUCCAACAUUUCAAUGGCAGUGGCUUUUAUUUUGUUUGUGGUGAUAGUCUGCUACCAUUGUUACGAGUACAUGUUGAAGAAAGUUCCUGUUCUGCAAAACUCACUCAAACUGAGAAAAAGGAUUCCACGAGUUCGCAAACUGGAAAGGUACGAAAUGGAGAACAAUGAAACCUGGACAAACGCGGGCAGAUGUGAUCGGUACACUGAUGGAGCCAUGGAAGAAGCUGACCCUGAUCGUUACAUCACUCCUCCCAUCAUCCGACCUGCCACGAGGCCAGACCAGCUGAGAGAGCCUGCCCUGGACGUGCUAGCCCCCCUCACCGCAGAGGACUACAGACCAGCCCCUCCCCCUCCUCAAGCUACAGCUGACAAUGCACCCAAAGUCACGCACACUGUCAUCGAUGUCGUGAAACAGUAAACAGUAUAAACAAAAAAUUACUGUUAUAGCUUGUUUUCAUUGUUUAUUGUGAGCCUGCAUGCAUGCACAAUUAUAUUCAUCGACUUGUUGUGGACUAUGUAGAUUCAGUUUGUAAUGACUUUCAAGUUUGCUAGUAGCUAGUUAAUCACUUCAUUAGUCAUUUUCUGUUAUCCUGUGUGUACUGUUUGCACAUGCAUGACAUGGGUUCCUGGCUGAUACUAUAUUACUUCUUUUAUAUAGUUCUCUUUAUUGCUUGUGCUCUAGUAUAGCAGCGCCCUCUGUGU